Molecule: messenger RNA, 1056 nt
Organism: Knipowitschia caucasica
Lineage: Eukaryota; Metazoa; Chordata; Actinopteri; Gobiiformes; Gobiidae
Source: the annotation of a GenBank genome assembly
AUGAGCACCGUACAGCCCAAUAUAUUAGCGGCUAACCUCUCCACAACACCCUUCCCUGACGUGGACAAUGUCUCCCACUGCCCGGACACCAUCUCUUGGGACAUCUUCUACUCUAGCCUCCACAUCUACAUCUUCAUCCUCUCCACUUUAGGAAUCCUGCUAAACAUCUUUGUCCUUUUGGUCUUCUGCCUCCAUAAGAAACCCUGCACCGUCGCGGAAAUCUACCUUAGCAACCUCGCCGCCGCAGAUCUCAUCCUGGUCUCUUGCUUGCCGUUUUGGGCCGUCAACAUCUACAACAACUUCGAGUGGCCUUUUGGAACGUUCCUUUGCAAAAUUGUCAACCUUGGAAUCAAAAUGAAUGCGUAUUGCAGCAUUUACUUCCUCGUUCUCGUCAGCAUUGACCGCUACUUGGCUUUGGUCCAUGCCAUGUCGCACGGUAGGAUGCGCAGACCGAAGUACGCCAAAAUCGGUUGCUUGCUCGUUUGGCUUUUUGGCUUGGUCUUGGGAAGCCCGGUGCUUAUAUUUCGCAAAGUGCAGUACAUUGUCGAUUAUGACGUGACGGCUUGCAUCAAUGACUACCCGUUCAUAAACUUUUCACUGUUUUAUGACGUCAUGCUAACCAUAUUCAGCUUUCUCAUUCCGAUUUCAAUAAUAGCUUACUGUACGCUAAAGAUCAUCCAAGCGCUGAAGAACAAGAGCAUGGAUCGGUUUCACACGGAGCGGACGGAAAAGAAAGCCACCACCUUAAUCAUGGCAGUUCUUGGAGCAUUCCUGAUUUGUUGGGUGCCCUUCCACUUGAUCUGCAUUCUGGACGUUCUCUGUAGAGCUAAGGUCAUUCUGGAUUGUUUUACCAAUAACGCGGUGGAGUUCUGCAACCAGAUCUUCUCCUACUUGGCCUUCUUCAACAGCGUACUCAACCCAGUGCUGUACGUACUGGUGGGGAAGAACUUCAGGAAGAAGAUGUGGGAGGUGUUCCAUCAGUGGGCGAUCACGAGGCCGGUGACGUCCGAUUCCACCAGAUCGCACCUAUCGUCCACGCUGAAGACAACGGUGUGA